GCUGGGACGCACGUGCGGGGUUCCGCGGGAGCGUGCGGCGAUGGAGGGCGCUCUGAUGGCCCGCCAGGUAGUAAAUGAAGGGGACUCAAGAGUUGCCACGGAGCUACAGGAAGAGGCUGAGGAAAAUCCUAGCCCUGUUGUGGAUGAGAAUAAUAUAGUAUCGGCCAAAAAACAAGGGCCAAGCACACACAAUUGGAGCGGUGACUGGAGCUUCUGGAUAUCAAGUUCCACCUACAAAGACAGGAAUGAGGAAUACAAACAGCAGUUUGCACACCUGCCGGACUCAGAGAAGCUGAUAGCAGAUUAUGCUUGUGCCCUUCAGAGGGAUAUUUUGCUUCAGGGGAGGCUGUACCUUUCAGAAAACUGGCUGUGUUUCUAUAGCAACAUCUUCAGAUGGGAAACUACAAUUUCCAUUGCUUUAAAGAAUAUAACCUUUAUGACCAAGGAGAAGACUGCUAGACUCAUCCCAAAUGCUAUCCAGAUCAUCACAGAGGGCGAAAAGUUUUUCUUUACGUCUUUCGGUGCCAGAGACAGAAGUUAUCUAAGCAUAUUUAGGUUGUGGCAGAAUGUAUUAUUAGAUAAGAGCCUGACCAGACAGGAGUUCUGGCAACUGCUCCAGCAGAACUAUGGCACGGAGCUGGGUUUAAAUGCUGAAGAAAUGGAAAACUUGUCGUUAUCAAUAGAAGAAAAUGUGCAGCCAAGAAGUCCAAGAAGAAGCAGUGUGGAUGACUCCGGGGAAAGAGAUGAAAGGUUCUCCAAGGCCAUCAGCUUUACACAGGAGUCAAUUAGCCGAGUUUCAGAAACUGAGUCCCUGGAUGGAAACUCACCGAAAAGAGGAUUAGGAAAAGAAGAUGCCCAGAGUGAGAAACAUUUGAAAAAAAGUCCUUCACUAGUUUCAGAAAAGAGGUUAAGUAGAGUGCCGUCCAAGUCACUGGACUUGAAUAAAAAUGAGUACCUUUCUCUGGACAAAAGCAGCACUUCCGAUUCUGUUGAUGAAGAAAAUAUUCCUGAGAAAGAUCUUCAAGGAAGACUUUAUAUCAACCGUGUUUUUCACAUCAGUGCUGAGAGAAUGUUUGAAUUGCUCUUCACUAGCUCACACUUUAUGCAGAGAUUUACUAAUUCUAGAAAUAUAAUAGAUGUGGUAUCUACACCCUGGUCAGUUGAGUCUGGAGGUGAUCAGCUGAGAACCAUGACUUAUACUAUAGUCCUCAGUAACCCACUCACGGGGAAAUGCACUGCUGCUACAGAAAAGCAGACUCUGUAUAAAGAAAGUCGGGAAGCACACUUUUAUUUAGUAGAUUCAGAAGUACUGACACACGAUGUUCCCUACCACGACUACUUCUAUACGUUGAAUAGAUACUGUAUUGUCCGAUCUGCAAAGCAGAGAUGCAGGCUGAGAGUUUCCACAGACUUGAAGUACAGGAAACAACCAUGGGGCAUUAUCAAGUCUUUAAUUGAGAAGAAUUCCUGGAGUUCACUGGAGAACUAUUUCAAACAGCUUGAAUCAGAUUUAUUAAUGGAAGAGUCUGUGUUAAAUCAAUCCAUUGAAGACCCCGGAAAACUCAGUAACCUACGACGGAGGAGGCGAACCUUGAACCGAAUGGCAGAAACAGUGCCCAAGCUGCCCUCUCAGCGUUCUUCUAUGGAUGUGGGCUUCGAGGCCAAAGGGGAUAUUACAGGAAAGAGAAAGACUGUGGACAGCUGUGACACUGCUCUGAUUGUGGUGAUGAGUGUUUUUCUGCUGUUGCUAGUUCUGCUGAAUGUGACGUUGUUUCUGAAGUUGUCAAAGAUAGAACAUGCCGCUCAGUCCUUCUACCGGCUUCACUUCCAAGAAGAGAAAUCUUUUAAUUUAGCCUCUGAUAGGUUCUCAAGAACAGAACAUAUUCAAAAGAACAAAGAUCAGGCCCACCAUUUAAAAGGAGUGCUCCAAGAUUCCAUAGUGAUGUUGGAACAGCUGAAGAGCUCACUCAUUAUGCUUCAGAAAACCUUUGAUUUACUAAGUAAGAACAGGACUGGGGUGGCUGUGGAGAGCUAGUGCUGGGAUGCAGAAAUCAAAGAGACACCUGGACCUAGAAGACAACAUCUGGAAGGAAACCAAGGAUGAAGACUGUCACCGUCAUAGGAACAUUUCUGAUAUUUUUAUUACUGAGCUUCUACUAGGAAAACCUUAUUUAAAUUACAUUUACUUGGUGAUUACUCUCCAACAGCCUUAA
Molecule: messenger RNA, 2213 nt
Organism: Phodopus roborovskii (desert hamster)
Lineage: Eukaryota; Metazoa; Chordata; Mammalia; Rodentia; Cricetidae
Gene: Gramd1c
Product: GRAM domain containing 1C
Exons: 18
Coding region: 41-2035 (664 amino acids)
Biological process (GO): intracellular sterol transport
Cellular component (GO): endoplasmic reticulum membrane; endoplasmic reticulum-plasma membrane contact site; plasma membrane
Molecular function (GO): sterol binding; sterol transfer activity
Source: RefSeq, a predicted model, not a curated record